UGUCUUCUCCUUCUCCUCUCAAAAUCGCGAAAGGCUUUCGGCCGCGAGAGCUUAGGGUUUUCCGUUUGUGUUCUUCUUCUAAUAUCUAGUUUCUAUUUCUACUCUGAUAGUCAGCGCUGGCUCGAUUGUUCGGCAUUCUUGCUUCGUUGUUUGUUUGGCCACCGAGGCGUUAUCUUUGAUGGAACCUAGUUUUUGAAGUUUUUGGAAGUGAAAUCUCGCUUGCCAUCGUAACGGCCAGUAACUAAAGAGAGCAGAGCAGGCGAAGGUACAAGAGAAAUAUACAAUGUUCUACUCCCACACAUUUCUUGCUCGGAAAAGUCCUUUAGGGAUAGUAUGGAUCGCAGCUCAUCUCGAUCACAAGCUCAAGCGGCCACAGAUAGAAAGCAUCAACAUUCCUUCUUAUGCUGAAAAAAUCAUGAUGCCUGAUGUGCCCAUUGCUCUAAGGCUUUCAGGACAUUUGCUUAUUGGGAUUGUUAGGAUAUAUUCAUGGAAGGUGAACCACGUUUAUUCAGAUUGCAACAAGUUGGUUUCAUACAUAAGGAAGGCCUUUGCAUCAGUGCCAGUUGAUCUUCCUAUAGAGGCAGACCAUGCUCCAUUUGAAUCUGUGACCUUGCCAGAGACAUUUGACCUCAAUACCAUGGGUUUAGAUGAAUCUUACUAUAGAACAGACGAACCUGAUAAGCAUGUUAAGUCAUAUAACCAGAUCACCAUGACAGAUCAAAUUCCAGUGGAAGAAGAGCAAUACGUAGCUGUUUGUAUCAGCGAGGAAAAUGGACUGAAUCUAUCACCUAGAUUGUCAAAUGGGUUGAAUUUGUCUCCUCAACCAAAAAAUGUUUUCAUUUCAUCUCCUCAAACAACAAACAUAAGCCCAGUUUCCAGGCAACUAGAAGACGACAUUCUACCUCCUUUUGAGCGCGGAUUCGAAUCUAUUUUUAGUUCUCAGGAACAUACCCCUUUAAAUGUUAAGGUUCCAACUCAGAAUGAAAAGAAUACACCACAAGGGGCUCUGGAUAUUGAGAACAUGCGUUGUGAUCCUGGUCAUCUCCCUCAAUAUCUUAGUGCUCCUGGAGACUUCCAAAUUGGUCAAGAUUCUAGUCCAACCAUUAAUAAGAGACAGAGUCUCUCAACUAUACCUGAAAAUAUUUCAAUUCUUGAAAGAGACUCUUCCAAUGGCGCUGAACAGCUGUUCAAUACAUCUCAAAUUAAAUUAAAUUUUCCGGACCUUGAAGCAUCGACUGUGAUACGCACUCCUGUUUUGAAUCCCAAACCAGCUUUUCCUAUCAAGCGGAGAAAUGUGAAGAAAAGAAAGAGGAUUCAGGCUUUUGAUAAACAAGUGGUUUUGAGCAACAUGCAAAUGAAAAAGCAACUUGGUGAAAGUGCCAACAUUGUUUGUAAGAGAAGAAAACUUCCUUGCUCAGAUUUGGCUGUCUGGAAGCUUCAGAGGUUUCAUACAAAGGAAGACAUUUUUGACAUGCCAUUGCUUUCUAGAAUGAACACCAGUCUUGUUGAAGCUCUUGAGAGAGCCUAUCCUUGUUCACUUGAAGCCGCUGCGCCUGAGAAAGAGAUGGGAACCAUUGUGGUGGAUGCACAGCCAACAACCCCAACAAUUAAUGCAUUUAGUGAUAUUGAAAAGGGUCGAGAUGGUGAUAACAUGGAAGACCUAAUCCCACAAUUUACUCUAAUCGAAAGUGAUUUUGGUUCAGAACUUCUCAAAGAAAAGAACUCUGAAACUCUUUUGAAGUCUGCCAAUGAAAUUUCUUCUCCAGUUGAACCCAUAAGGCUCAAUCUUGAAACUCCUCCAUUUCAUUUGAGAGAACUUCAUUUGGAUGACACAGAAGUCCCAGAAGCUCCUGGUUUGUUAGAUUCUGCCGAUGAAGACCUAAACUUUUUGAAUGCAAAUGAGGCAUCACCAGGUCUUCGCAAUGCAUUUGACGUUGAAAAUUUGUCUUCUCGAACAAGGUAA
This is a messenger RNA of Phalaenopsis equestris, 1963 nucleotides long. Its product is annotated as sister chromatid cohesion 1 protein 3-like. Gene Ontology annotation, molecular function: protein binding; chromatin binding. The coding region runs from base 284 to 1963 and encodes 559 amino acids. The record is from RefSeq and is a predicted model, not a curated record. Gene Ontology annotation, biological process: synaptonemal complex assembly; replication-born double-strand break repair via sister chromatid exchange; mitotic sister chromatid cohesion. Gene Ontology annotation, cellular component: cohesin complex; synaptonemal complex. The transcript is spliced from 12 exons. Lineage: Eukaryota; Viridiplantae; Streptophyta; Magnoliopsida; Asparagales; Orchidaceae.